Sorex fumeus (smoky shrew) is the source of this 771-nucleotide messenger RNA. It is a transcript of the gene BEX4, whose product is annotated as brain expressed X-linked 4. The coding region runs from base 184 to 546 and encodes 120 amino acids. Gene Ontology annotation, cellular component: cytoplasm; nucleus. The transcript is spliced from 3 exons. Lineage: Eukaryota; Metazoa; Chordata; Mammalia; Eulipotyphla; Soricidae. The record is from RefSeq and is a predicted model, not a curated record.
CUUCCUCCCGCGUCAGACCCUGCCAUCCCUUGCUUGCGUUCAGGUGUCAGCUCCCUUCGGCUCCAGGGACGGCUCCGAAAAGCAGCAGGCGCAGGGGCCGAAGGUCUGAGGGUCCAAGUGUCUCCGAGGAGCACUUGCAGCAAGAAGGCGAAGGCGGUGACAGCAAGGAUAGGCCCAGGAACAAUGACAUCCAAAGAAAAAAAGAUGAUGAAAAACCUGAGCAAGGAAAACGAAAACGCCAAUCCCGAAAAAGAAGAAGGGAAAGAAUCCCCUGCCCCGAAUGGAGAGGAAUCGCGUCCUUUGGGAGGGGCUGAAGUACAGAAGUCUGGAGGAAAGCUGGGGCGUGUUCGGCGAUUUGUUCCCAGUUUCCGUUGGGCGAUUCCUAGCAGGCAGAAUGAUCAGAAUGAAGUGGGAGAUGAUGUAGAUAAGUUUGCAGGGAAGAUGAUGGAAGUUAAGAGAAAGAGUAAGGAACAGCAGCUGAAGCAUUAUACUCGCUUCCAAACUCCUGAACCUGAUAAUCAUUAUGACUUUUGUCUUAUACCUUGAAUCCUAAGAUUUUUCCCGUCAUUAAUAAUGUGGCCUCAGCUCUAUAAGCUUGUAGUUUUGUGAUUUACUUUUUCUGUACCCUUUGGUCUUCCCACAUAACAGUUUCUAAAUGAAUACUGUUUUGGUCUCUGUAAAACUUUGUUUCCAGACAAUUUAACUUAGUUUUAGAAUAUGAAAUAUUCUUUUCAUAACAUGAAAUAAAGCUGUUUGAAAUGCAGUCUUCCA